UUAAAGAGCAGCGUUUCGCAAAUGUAGUGUUAAGCAUGGCUCUUUGCGGGAAGGUAGCUUUGAUUACCGGUGGAGCGCAGGGAAUUGGGAGAGCGGUCGCGGAGACUCUGUUGGAAAAUAAGGCAAAAGUUGCUCUUGUUGACUUAAAUCAAUGUGUCGGGGAACAGUGCAAGAAAGAAUUAGAUCAAAAAUAUAAUGAGGGCAACUGCAUCUUCAUCAAGUGUGACGUGACUGACAGACGCAAACUUGAAGAGGCUUUUCAAAGUACAGUCGAGAAGUUUGGGCGGCUGGAUAUCGUCAUUAACAAUGCCGGAAUUAACAACGAGAAAAACUGGGAGAAGACCAUCGAAGUGAACUUGACAUCAGUCAUCAAGGGGACCUACCUAGCCCUGGAACACAUGAGCCGGGAAUAUGGCAAAGAAGGAGGUGUCAUCAUCAACGUUUCCUCCAUGGCUGCGUUUCUUCAUUCUCCGCAUCAGCCUGUAUAUACGGCCACGAAACACGGAGUGAUUGGGUUCUCCAGAGCUAUGGCGGACGCUUCAGAGCAGGGCGACUACGGUGUGAGAAUAAACGCACUGUGCCCAGCCUUCGUGGACACCCCUCUUCUCCAAACAGUGGAGCACGAAGACAACAUGGGGAAAUUUGUCAAGUUUAAGGACCACUUCAAACAGAGCAUGGACAAAUAUGGCGUUCUCAAGCCGUCUCUCAUUGCGGAGGGAAUGAUGCAGCUCAUAACGGACAGCAGCCUCAACGGAGCGGUGAUGAAAAUCACCUGCUCUAAAGGAAUUCACUUCCACACUUACGAGCCCCUUUCAGCCUGAGAGAGAGAGAGAGAGAGAGAGAGAGAGAGAGAGAGAGAGAGAGAGAGAGUCGCGCAGGGAAGUGACGCCGUCGACGAAACCUCAAUCUCUCCCAUCCGGCCAAAAUCAGGGUUCUUAGACUGACGUGCUCUGGACAAGACACACAAACACUUGAUAUCUCACCGGAAUGGAGAAAGGAAAAACAGAAGAUACAAAGGGACCGUGGCAAAGCUCUGUGAACGCAGUCCAUUCCCAGGGAAUGCAGCUAGAUAUUCUUGAUUUUUUUUUUCUUUUUUCUUUUUUUUUUAAAUUUUAAUCAGUGUUGGGAGAAAACAUAAGGGAUUGCCCUCCGUGAGAUUUCCGGUAUCUAGGGCGACGGGCUAGAAAUUCUAACUGGGCCAAAUGCGUCUCAAGUCUCAAGAUGGACAUUUUUUGUUUGUUUUUGUGUUGUUUUGUUUUGAUGGGGGGAGGGGGGGGGGGCGGCACAUGAAUAUUUAGUUGUACAUAUGGAUCUAUGCUUUGCUUUUAAUAAGAGUUCCUAGGCGCAUUAUGUUUUUGCAAGCGUAUUUAUUGAAGUAUCUGGGUCGUGGGUCUGAGGUUCGAGAGUUUGACCAGAAUAGAGAAAAAAAAAAAAAAGUUAUGUCAUAACAUUUUGUGCAAUACUCACUAAUGAUAUGGAAAAUUGCUUCGUUUUUUUUAAAGCCCAUGUAAUACCAAAGAGAUGUUAUGUAAUUUUUUAAUUUGUUUUAAUUAGACAAUAAACUUUUACAAAACCUCUGCAAA
This is a messenger RNA of Chanos chanos (milkfish), 1583 nucleotides long. It is a transcript of the gene hpgd, whose product is annotated as 15-hydroxyprostaglandin dehydrogenase. Gene Ontology annotation, molecular function: oxidoreductase activity, acting on the CH-OH group of donors, NAD or NADP as acceptor. The coding region runs from base 36 to 821 and encodes 261 amino acids. Lineage: Eukaryota; Metazoa; Chordata; Actinopteri; Gonorynchiformes; Chanidae. The record is from RefSeq and is a predicted model, not a curated record. Gene Ontology annotation, cellular component: cytoplasm. The transcript is spliced from 7 exons.